AUGCAUUCCAGGACCGGAUCGCAACUCCGAAAAACCCGGCUUUUUCACAUAUUCUACCUUGUCGCUCUACCUGUCUACACGAUGAUUGGCGCUAUUAUCUUCCAGGCAUUGGAUGGUGAGCACGAUGAUCGUCUACUUCAUGAAUAUCAGAUACGCUGUCAGGAAGACCGGGAUCUGAAACUAAGCUCUAUCCAACAGUUGUGUAGUGAUGGAGCCAUCUGCUUUGAAGAGAUGAGGAAACUAGUGUUUGGUGUUGAUGAAUGCUAUCGAAAUUGGCACGCUCACAACCGUACCGUCACGCAUUCAAUGAACAACUUCACAAAUGCGCUUGUCUACGCAUUCAGCGUAUAUACUACGAUCGGUUACGGCAACAUGGCUGCUGAUACAUUCAACUGCCGGCUCGCCACGAUCAUCUACGGUGCAUUGGGGAUUCCGCUUUUCUUUGCGUUUGUUAAGGAAGAGGGUAACCUUUGUCGUGACCUUUUCAUCAUCGUCUACAAAAAAGUGCGCAAGGCCAGAAAUAACUGCCUGUGCUCUCGAUAUACUGAGGUGGAUAAAUUAUCCAAUCCAUCGACUACUUCAAAGGGCCCAACGCCACUUCCGACAUUUCAAAAUGGGCAUGUUGGGAAUUGCUUGACAAUACCCGCAUCGCCAAAUCCAUCUUACAACUCGCAAUUGUCGCCUAGCCUUACGACACCAAAUAGUGAAAUGGGUGAUCUCGCCAAUGGACUCCUCGAACAUGGCGUAAAUUACCAUACCCUGCAGAGAAAACUAAGCACUGGAAGCCUACUUGGUACCAAUAUUCUUGAUGAACAGCGCAAGGUAUUCCUCGCCGGCUGCAUCGUCUUCGUGCUGUACAUCCUCUCCGUGGCUGCUCUAUUCUCACUGACAACUGAAUUUGACUACUUCACCUCCGUGUACUUCUUAUUCAAUAGCGUCGCGCUUAUUGGAUUCGGGGACGUUUUCCCACAAGAUCCGGCGAAUAUCUUGAUGCACGCCGCUUUUAUGGUACUCGGCGUAGUACUCUUCUCAAUGUGCUAUUUCAUUCUCCAGGAAGAAAUCCGAGAAAAGGCCGUUGAAGCGUCGCGAAAAGCGCGGAUGUCCAUCUCGAAAUAUUCGCAUUCCUUGGUGGCGAGGAGCCCGUGGUCAAGGAGGAACAGCCCAUUAUAUGAAGGGGAUGCGUCGGAAUCGGCAUUUGACAGGCUGAAGAAGAGGAGACAGUCUGCCCCUGCAGUUGCCGUCACCGGAGCGAAUGGAAAAAUUACAAAGUUUCGUGAGAUU
Molecule: messenger RNA, 1281 nt
Organism: Mesorhabditis spiculigera
Lineage: Eukaryota; Metazoa; Nematoda; Chromadorea; Rhabditida; Rhabditidae
Source: the annotation of a GenBank genome assembly